AGGUGGGAUGUGAGGCUGUAUCCUAGUUUGGAGAUAAAAGAGACGGCGACUCAAAGUGCUCGUGCAGUGAGAAGCCGAGCUGACGACCGAAAAAAGCAUGGAGUUCGCAAAGCUUUUGUCGCCGAUAGUCGCAGCCCUUCUUCUAUGCCUGGCGUCAGUUCCGGUCGUGUCGUCUCUAGGGGAACACAGACUGCACCGGAACCAGGUCGACGCAUUCGAGGUUGCCGACUACUUCCCGGAUGCCGUCGCCGUGUACACAUCCAGCGAUGAUCCUAGCCUGGAGUGCCUCUAUGCCAACAGAACAGAAUACAUACAGAGGCAGAAAGCCGUCUAUGUCUGGACUUUGAAAGGUCAUCGAGGCACGAAUAAGGGAACUUACAAGGUGGAAUUUCGCCCGGGCCCCUCGCCGGACACGGCAGUUACUAUCGUCAACGGCGACAUUUUUCGUCCGCACCUCGUGAAGUUCCAGUACACUAACAACAAGAACUGCAAUAUCGCCGCGAAUUUUCCUUUCCACGGAGAUGUAUGCAUGUUGUGGGUCACCGGUUCAAGCAGGUUCUCGGUGCCGCAGGAGUGCAUCGAUCAUUUCGAAGACAUAUGCGACACCGAAGUUCCUGACUACAGCGAGGACAUUUGCAUCGACGAUCUUCGAUAAGGCUGAUUAAAUGAUGAUGAGACGUCUCUGCUUGACGUAAAUUAUCACUUUCCCGGUGAAGAAUUCGUUGCGUUCAAUCUAUUUUGAUAAAAAGACACCCCAGCUAAUGCUUAAAAAAUUUUCUUGCCUUCCAGAUUGUACCACUAACCUAUUUUGAGCUAUAUGCAUAGUCCUGUACGUUAACUCAACUUUAUGUUUUGUGCUUUGUUAUCAAGGGUUGAUUAUGUAUGCAUGAGUUAAAGUUGACCGUGACAA
Molecule: messenger RNA, 910 nt
Organism: Dermacentor andersoni
Lineage: Eukaryota; Metazoa; Arthropoda; Arachnida; Ixodida; Ixodidae
Source: RefSeq, a predicted model, not a curated record